CCCCUCUCCUUCAACACAAUGAAGAGGCCACUGCGCAUGCUCGGCCGCGCGCAUGCACGCGAGCGUCGCUAUUGCACGCGCACGCACGGACGGACGGAGAAGAGGAAGCGACAUGAGCGUCAACUGGGGAACCGAACUGUGGGACCAGUUCGAGAACCUGGAGAAACACACCGGCUGGGGCAUCGACUUCCUUGAGAAAUACACCAAGUUCGUCAAAGAGCGAGCCGACAUCGAACUCAACUACGCCAAGCAGAUCAGGAGCCUCUCUAAGAAGUAUCUUCCCAAGAGGAGCCGAGAAGAUGACAGCAGGUACACGUGGUGCGCGGCUUUUAGCGCCACGCUGCGGCAGCUAGGAGAGUUGGCAGCGCGGCGAGAGGAAGUCGCCGACGACCUCAACGUCAACGUGGCCGAUGACCUCGGCAGGUUCGCGCAGGAGAUCAAGGCAGAGAGGAAGUCGCACUUCCAAGAUGGCCGCCGUGCCCAGCAGCACAUGGAAACUUCGUGGAAGCAACUCGAAAGUAGCAAACGCCGUUUUGAGCGGGACAGCAAAGAGGCGGAGCGAGCGCAGCUAGCGUGCAACAAGAUGGACGUCGACAACAACGUGGACGCCAACGACAAGCGAUGCUCCUUUAAGGCUCGCCAGGUGGCGGAACAAAAAAAACAAACGGCCCAAGAGUCCAAGAAGGAAUACUUGAGUACUUUAAAGCAGUUUAACCAGGACCAGCAUCAGCACUACCACAAAAUGGUGCCUGUCAUCUACCAGCGCAUCCAGGAAAUGGAGGAGCGGCGUAUCGAGCGCGUGGCUUCAGCCAUGCGUUUGUCGGCUUCGGCCGAGAAGAAGUCGCUUCCUGACGUUGGCCGCUGUUUGGACGCCAUGAUGGACGCCGCCCAAAGUGUCCGGGCCCAGACGGACACGUGCUCGGUGGUGAGCGCAUUCAAGUCUGGCUUCGAGCCGCCGGGCGACCUUGACCCCGAGGACUUUGGCUCCGCCUCCAUGAGGCGAAGUGUUUCCGAGUCCAGCUACCUGGACAACCGCGUAGAGGGGCGGAGACAAACCAGGAAGUUGUGGCCUUUUCUCCGCAAAAAUAAACUGCUGAAUCUGCUGUCGUCGCCCCGCCAGCCGCCGCCCCCGCCACCUGCCUCACCUUCUCCAGGGAAUGUGGCUGGGAGUCCCCUGACACCGCCCCCGGCCGGCAGGGAACCGAUUGCGCAGCGGUUCAACGACCUGGUGACCUCCGGCUCCCGGACCAGGAAGCAGUGCCUGAAAAAUCUCAAGAGAGGACUGUCACUCAAACUGGUGAGUAAGAUCGGCACGUUUUCAGUUAUUCGAGCGGGUCACCGCCAACCUGUCCCCUUGUUGCUGCGGUUUCAGGGCUCCACCCCCUCGGACUGCAGUCACCUUCCGGCCGAGCAACGGCGGAAAAAACUGGAGAACCGAAUUCACCGCAUUGGACGAGAAAUCUUAAGAGAGCGAGAGCAGAGGGAGGCUCUGGUGAAGAUGAAGGCGGUGUAUCAGCAGAACCCUAGCUUGGGGGACGGCGCCACCCUGGAGCCACGCUUGGACGAGGUCAGACGAAGCCUGCACAGGUUGGAGGAAGAGCUGAGGAAUAACCAGGCGUGGCUGGCGGAGGCUCGGCAGGCCCUGAGCGCCGCAUGUCCGCCAUCUUCCCGCUUUGCCGCCAGCCCAGACAGCAGAGAAAGCCCCGACGGCAGCUACACAGAGGACCACAACGCCGAAGUCAACUUCUCCAAGUCCAGAAGCUCCGACUUUGAUGAUGACUUCGAUGACGACGAGCCGCUGCCGAGUAUAGGAACCUGCAAGUCGCUCUACCCGUUCCAAGGUCAGAACGAGGGAACGCUGUCCAUGUGCGAAGGAGAACUUUUGAGCGUGGUGGAGGAGGACAAAGGUGACGGCUGGACGCGAGUGCGCAGGAACGCGGACCAAGAGGGAUACGUACCCACCUCAUACAUCAAAGUGCUGCUUAUGGCGGACAAAGGUUUUGUGCAAACUAGCCGUCUGGUGUGAAGAGAACUACCUGACCGGGAAGCGAGUCUGUCCGAGACACCGGAUGGCCAGGCCUCCCUCCUUGUCUCUGUGACGCCACGGCAGCCCCGCAAGAGCUUCCGAUUGGUCUCAUUUGGAGUGUAGGAACACACUUGUGCUAGUGAUGUGUGCGCUACUAAACCUUUGUCCACGGGGGCCACUCCUGUGCAAAAAAACAAAACAAAAUUUUAACUCAUUGGCUGCCCUUCUCUGCAAUGGAUGUCCAAUCCAUUUGAAGUGGGAGGUGUUAGCAUUUGCUGCAGCCCUCCCACUUCAAUGGAUUGGACAUCUAUGAGUGAUAAACUCAUCAAAAUUGACGGAGGAAGCAUGAUAAGACUUUUCUAUGCCCCUACUAACAUGGCUGCCCUGAGGCCACAUUCCCAUCAAAGUCAAUGCGUUGACAUUAAAAUCAAGUCAUAACUAAUCAAAAAGCUAAUAAAGAAGCUAAUUUCUCAACCUAUUUUUAUAGCUUAUUUCAUCAAUGUCAAAGCAUCAGGAAGUGACAAGAAAUUAACCCCCAAAAUUAACAGGAAGUGACUGAAAAUCAACAAAAACUGACCAGACUAUCAACAGGAAGUGAUCUGAAAAGCAAUAGAAAGUGACCAGAAACACACAAGAAGUAAAUGCUUCAAAAUCAACUGGAUGUGACCCUUAAAGAACAGGAUGUGACCUGGUAACAUCCCAAAAUUGACAGUAAGUGACUCAUGAAUUCCUUAAAAUGAGGCAAAAUUGGCAGUGAUUGAACGUCGCUGCCAACCCUCCUGCUUCAAAUGAAUUGGAGGUCUAAUCAUUUUGAUUCCGGUACAAAUUCUUUUGUUGCCCCUAGAAAAAUAGCCUCAGGGCGGCUAUGUUGGGGCUACCACUAAAGUCAGUCAAUUGACAUUCAAAUGAAGUCAUAACUAGCAUAUUUGAUAAAUGUCGGACGUCUACUAGUGAUAAACUCAUUUCAAUUCACAGCAGAUUUGAUUAUAUAGGACGUCUGUCAUGGUCAAUGGCACUGAAAGAGUUCACUUCAAACUCUUUGAAAACAGGAAGUACGGUUACGGAACGUGGAGAAAAAGUCAAAAAUAUUAGGAAGAGUUGAGUCAUGUGACGUGCAUGUAUGUAUAUGGACUCCCCUGCAAGCCCCACCCCACCUUGUUGUCGUCUUGGCGUUUGAUGUGAAGCGCUUUUCUUUUGCUUCGCGUAUGUUCCUUCUUCCAAAGUAAAACCACCCUGGAAAAUGAUGUUGGGUUUAUUGUGGAAGUUGCAGAGGUCUAUGGAAGUAGAGUUUGGUUUUCUACUGCAGAAUUUUUUCAGCAUCGGAAUUUGAUGGCAAAAAAUGAGUGGGGAAAAAACUUGUUUGGAAAAAUUCGGUGGCACCUACGAAUGCGUGGACAUACCCCAGGGUAACAUGUACGGUCGCAUCUCUGUGAUGGAUUAUAACCUGCGUGAUGCGUGGAAUAAAGGGCGCCAUCUCCUCUCCAAUGGGACGCCCUAUCACCCAGUAAUGUCAAAAUCACAAAUAACAAGGACCCUUCUACAAGGUUUCUCCUACUUAAAAAUAAAAAAUAAACAAUAAAAAACAUUUGAAAAGUUUAUAUAUAAAAAUGAAAAAUAAACUAAAUUUAUACACAAUCAAAAAGGUAUAUACCAUAAUUUUCGGACUAUAAAGCACACCUGACUAUAAGCCGCAACCCACCAAAUUUGACACGAAAACGACAUUUGUUCAUAGAUAAGCUGCACUGGACUAUAAACCGCAGUUGUCCUCACUGUAUUACACCAAAAUAUAUUAACCGGUAACACUUUAUUUGACAGCAGCGUCAUAAGACUGUCAUAAAACCAAAUGAACCACCAUGAAGCUUUGAAACAAUUAGCUGCAAAGCUUCACUGCGUCUAAAAGCUUCAUUUGGCCAUCACUGCUCCCUUGGGGUAGACAGUCAACGUCUGCU
Molecule: messenger RNA, 3975 nt
Organism: Corythoichthys intestinalis (scribbled pipefish)
Lineage: Eukaryota; Metazoa; Chordata; Actinopteri; Syngnathiformes; Syngnathidae
Product: formin-binding protein 1-like
Exons: 17
Coding region: 53-2026 (657 amino acids)
Biological process (GO): signal transduction
Molecular function (GO): protein binding
Source: RefSeq, a predicted model, not a curated record